UGGUGCGCCACAGUGACGGCAAGUAGUUACUACAUCGACUCUUAGCCGUCGACGAAGGUAACCUUUCCGCUACAAGAACCCUUUCCCGUCGGGCUGAUAACCUUAACGUCUCAAUAUGCGUGAGUGUAUCUCCAUCCAUGUAGGCCAGGCUGGUGUCCAGAUUGGCAAUGCCUGCUGGGAGCUCUACUGCCUUGAGCACGGCAUUCAGCCGGACGGACAGAUGCCUAGCGACAAAACCAUUGGUGGAGGUGACGACUCCUUCAACACCUUCUUCAGUGAAACAGGAGCUGGCAAGCAUGUCCCCAGGGCGGUGUUUGUGGAUCUGGAGCCCACUGUGAUUGACGAGGUCCGCACCGGUACUUACCGUCAGCUGUUCCACCCUGAGCAGCUCAUCACUGGAAAGGAAGAUGCUGCCAACAACUACGCUCGAGGCCAUUACACCAUCGGCAAGGAGAUCAUCGACCUGGUGCUUGACAGGAUCCGCAAACUGGCUGACCAGUGCACCGGUCUCCAGGGCUUCCUGGUCUUCCACAGCUUUGGAGGUGGAACUGGCUCUGGUUUCACCUCCUUGCUGAUGGAGCGUCUCUCUGUUGACUACGGCAAGAAGUCUAAGCUUGAGUUCUCCAUCUACCCAGCUCCACAGGUGUCCACCGCUGUGGUGGAGCCCUACAACUCCAUCCUGACCACCCACACCACUCUGGAGCACUCAGAUUGUGCUUUCAUGGUCGAUAACGAGGCCAUUUAUGACAUCUGCCGUAGGAACCUCGAUAUUGAGCGCCCUACCUACACCAACCUUAACAGGUUGAUCAGCCAGAUUGUGUCCUCCAUCACAGCCUCCCUCCGAUUCGAUGGUGCCCUGAAUGUUGAUCUGACUGAGUUCCAGACCAACUUGGUGCCCUACCCUCGUAUCCACUUCCCUCUGGCCACAUACGCCCCAGUGAUUUCUGCUGAGAAAGCUUACCAUGAGCAGCUCUCAGUGGCCGAGAUCACCAAUGCUUGCUUUGAGCCAGCAAAUCAGAUGGUCAAAUGUGACCCACGUCAUGGCAAGUACAUGGCUUGCUGCUUGCUGUACCGUGGUGACGUCGUACCUAAAGACGUCAACGCUGCCAUCGCCACCAUUAAGACCAAGCGCACCAUCCAGUUUGUGGACUGGUGCCCAACUGGUUUCAAGGUUGGUAUUAACUACCAGCCCCCCACCGUGGUGCCUGGUGGUGACCUUGCCAAGGUCCAGAGAGCUGUGUGCAUGCUUAGCAACACCACAGCUAUCGCUGAGGCUUGGGCCAGGCUUGACCAUAAGUUUGACCUGAUGUAUGCUAAGCGUGCCUUUGUGCACUGGUAUGUAGGAGAGGGUAUGGAGGAGGGAGAGUUCUCCGAGGCCAGAGAGGACAUGGCUGCUCUGGAGAAGGAUUACGAGGAGGUUGGUGUUGACUCCAUUGAGGGAGAGGGAGAGGAGGAGGGAGAGGAGUAUUAAGCUGAUUCAUUCUCCCGAGUCAGCCACUAGUAUGCUUAUCACGUGUCAGGAGAUCUCGGUAGUAUAGAGAGCAUUCUUUACAAGCACCGUCUUGCUUUCUCAUAUCUAUGUUUCGUGUGUCUUUUGAAGUCUGUUCGAUGAUUAUGUGAUGUGUUGAAGGGAUGUCAACGUUGUAGGGAAUGUUUUUCUGACCUAAUGUUACACUCUUGCUCUCUGCUGUGAAAGACAAAACACUCACUAAUCUAAACUCCACUGUCUGUCAUCUUCUGACUGUGAUAUGCAAUAAACUAUUGAGGGAAAUUC
Colossoma macropomum (tambaqui) is the source of this 1774-nucleotide messenger RNA. RefSeq names its product tubulin alpha-1B chain. Gene Ontology annotation, cellular component: cytoplasm; microtubule. Gene Ontology annotation, molecular function: GTP binding; structural constituent of cytoskeleton. The transcript is spliced from 4 exons. Gene Ontology annotation, biological process: microtubule cytoskeleton organization; mitotic cell cycle. The record is from RefSeq and is a predicted model, not a curated record. NCBI's taxonomy places the organism in Eukaryota, Metazoa, Chordata, Actinopteri, Characiformes, Serrasalmidae. Bases 116 to 1471 code for a protein of 451 amino acids.